AUGAAGGAGCUUUAUUGCAUAAUAUUUGGCCCCCCCGUUCUCGGAUUGUUAUUUUCAGUUAUAGAAUGCAUAUCAAUAUCCAGGAUACAUAUUGGUGCAUCCGAUGAUAAGUUAGAUAAAGUUGAAAAUGGACAAGCCAAAAUUGAAAAAAUGAAGGAAAUUGCUUCUUAUAUUUCAGAAGGAGCAAAUUCCUUUUUAUCUAAGGAAUAUCAAUAUUUAAUAGUUUUUAUGAUAUUAUUUUCUGGAUUAUUAUCUUGGUUUAUUAAUUACUAUACCGCUAUAAGUUUUGCCAUAGGAUGUAUAACAUCUAUAAUAUGUGGUUAUAUUGGUAUGAAGAUUGCCGUUUAUGCUAACGUUAGAACUACAAGUGAAACAUGGAAAAGUUUAGAUAAGGGAUUCAAAGUUACAUUAAAUGCAGGAACAGUUAUGGGAUUUUCGUUAGUCUCUCUUAGUAUAAUAUCAUUAGGAGCAUUGAUUUUUGCAUAUAAAGCACAAUUUCAAUUCAGUGAUGAUCCAGCUUUGUAUAAAGCUAUAGCUGGAUUUGGAUUAGGAGGUUCAUCGAUUGCUUUAUUUUCAAGAGUCGGUGGUGGUAUAUAUACUAAGGCAGCUGAUGUCGGAGCAGAUUUGUCAGGAAAAAAUGAAUAUGGUAUACCAGAAGACGAUAUUAGAAACCCCGCAUGCAUAGCAGAUAAUGUUGGAGAUAAUGUUGGUGAUAUGGCUGGUAUGGGUGCUGAUUUAUUUGGUUCAUUAGCAGAAAGUUUAUGUGCAUCAUUGGUUAUAGGAUCAUCUGUAUUAAGCUUACCAGAGAAUAUGAAAUCUUUUGAUAUAAAUUAUUGCUUCAUGUUUCCAUUAUUUUUUUCUAGCGCUAGUAUUAUUAGUAGUAUGCUUACAUUUUUUUUGGUAACAAAAAUAGUUAGAGUUACUGGAAAAGAAGGAGUUGAAAGAACAUUAAAAUAUUUAUUAUUUAUAUCAACUAUAUUUCAAUCACUAACUAUUUUUGUCGUCGGACAAUAUUGCUUACCACCAGUUUUAGUAUAUGACGUAUUAAAACAAAUACCUAACUGGAAAAUUAUAGUUCCAGCUUUAGUUGGUUUGUGGUCUGGAUUAAUAAUUGGAUUUACUACAGAAUUUUAUACAUCUUAUUCAUUUAGACCAGUUCAAGAAAUUGCAAAUACACAAAAAAUAUCAGCCGCAACAGGAAUUAUUUAUGGUUUAUCACUUGGAUAUAAGAGUACAUUUAUUCCAAUUAUUUGUUUAAGUGGUGCUCUUGGUAUUUCUUAUGUUUUCUGCGAAGUUUAUGGAGUAGCAUUAGCCGCAGUAGGUAUGUUAAGUACAUUAUGUAUAUGCUUAACUAUUGAUGCAUAUGGACCAAUAUCAGAUAAUGCCGGUGGUAUUGCAGAAAUGGCUGGUUUACCAUCUGAAGUUAGAGAAAAAACUGAUAUCCUUGAUGCAGCAGGAAAUACAACAGCAGCUAUUGGAAAGGGAUUUGCUAUUGGAUCAGCCGCAUUAGUUGCUUUUGCCUUAUUUGGUGCAUACGCAAGUAGCGCAAAAGUACGACACGUUAAUAUAUUAAAUCCAUGGGUUAUUAUUGGUUUACUUAUUGGAUCUAUGUUACCAUACUUAUUUUCUGCAUUAACAAUGAAAUCAGUCGCAAUUGCAGCUAAUAGUGUUUUGAAUGAAUGCUUAGAACAAUUCCCAUUAAUCUUAGCAAAUAAACAAAAACCAGAUUAUGAUAAAUGUAUCAAAAUAUCAACUGAUGCAUCAUUAAGACAAAUGAUAUUACCAGGUUUAAUAUCUGUUACAUUUCCUUUAAUUAUUGGUAUGUUAAUGGGAAAAUAUGCAACAGCAGGAUUAUUAAUAGGUAUUAUUUUAUCAGGUAUACAACUAGCUUUUUCAUCAACCAACUCUGGUGGUGCUUGGGAUAAUGCAAAGAAAUAUAUUGAAUCCGGAGCUUUAGGAACAGACCAUUGCAAAGGUUCAAAUGCACAUAAAAAUUCAGUUAUUGGAGAUACUGUUGGUGAUCCCUUAAAAGAUACAUCUGGACCAUCCAUUAACAUUUUAAUUAAAUUGUCAGCAAUUACUUCACUUGUCUUCGCUGGGCUUAUUUCCAAUCAUUUUACUUCCAAAACUGGAGGCCCAAUAUGGUUGUAA
Plasmodium yoelii is the source of this 2151-nucleotide messenger RNA. Its product is annotated as V-type H(+)-translocating pyrophosphatase, putative. Lineage: Eukaryota; Apicomplexa; Aconoidasida; Haemosporida; Plasmodiidae. The transcript has a single exon. Bases 1 to 2151 code for a protein of 716 amino acids. Gene Ontology annotation, cellular component: membrane. Gene Ontology annotation, biological process: proton transmembrane transport. The record is from RefSeq and is a predicted model, not a curated record. Gene Ontology annotation, molecular function: diphosphate hydrolysis-driven proton transmembrane transporter activity; inorganic diphosphate phosphatase activity.